AUGGGGAGAGAUAGGAGCGAGCGUGCGGCCAGGUGCGCCUUGCUGAUAGCUCUUGGUCUGUGGCUCUGCUGCCCGGUGGUUCCGAGCUCGGUGGACGAAGCGGAACCGGACAGCCACACCGAGCACGGCGACUCUCACGGGGGUAACGAGACGGGCGACCACCAGCCUGGCUUUCAUAUCGUCUCCUUACAUUGGGAGCAGGUCCAAGCCCCUUAUGUCAUAGCACUGUGGAUUUUAGUGGCCAGCUUGGGUCAGGCAGUUUUCCACCUGUCUGAAAAAGUCACCUCUGCGGUACCAGAAAGUGCCCUGCUGAUUGUGCUGGGCCUCAUCCUGGGAGGAAUUGUCUGGGCUGCUGACCACACUGCCUCCUUCACCUUAACGCCGACUGUCUUCUUCUUCUACCUCCUGCCACCCAUCGUAUUGGACGCCGGAUAUUUCAUACCCAUCCGGCCCUUCUUCGGGAACCUCGGAUCGAUUCUAACGUACGCCAUCAUUGGAACAAUUUGGAAUAUUGUAACAACCGGUCUGUCCCUCUAUGGUGUCUUCUCGACAGGUAUUAUGGGAAAUCUUGAUGCUGGCCUUUUGGAAUUCCUCCUGUUUGGAAGUGUGAUCGCUGCAGUUGACACAGUAGCUGUGUUGACCGUGUUUGAAGAGGUCCAUGUGAAUGAAGCAUUGUUCAUCUUUAUGCUUGGAGAAUCACUGCUUAAUAAUGGAGUCACUGUGGUGCUGUACUAUAUCUUUGACUCAUUCGUUGCAGUUGGAGCAGGGAAUAUUGAAGGCCUGGACUACUUAAAAGGCAUAGUUUCUUUCUUUAUCGUAAGUUUGGGUGGAAUUGUCAUUGGCAUCAUCUUUGGAUUCCUGUUGUCCCUGGUAACCAGAUUUACUAAGCAUGUGAGGGUGAUCGAACCUGCAUUUAUCUUUGUCAUUUCAUACUUGACCUACCUCACUGCAGAGAUACUUUCCCUUUCUGCUAUAUUAGCUAUCGCGUUCUGUGGCAUUUGCUGUCAGAAAUAUGUGAAGGCCAACCUCUGCGAGCAGUCUAUUACCACCGUUAGGUAUGCAAUGAAAAUGCUGGCAAGUGGAGCAGAGACCAUUAUCUUCAUGUUUUUGGGAAUCUCUGCAGUGGAUACAAAUAUAUGGACAUGGAACACGGCCUUUAUCCUUUUCACACUGGUCUUCAUCUCUGUCUACAGAGUUAUUGGUGUUGUAAUUCAGACGUGUAUUCUCAACCACUAUCGUGUGGUACGGUUGGAGUUUCUAGAUCAGGUGGUGAUGUCGUACGGGGGCCUGCGAGGGUCUAUGGCGUUUGCUCUGGUGGUGUUGCUGGAUCUGCAGCAUGUACAUGAGAAGCGACUGUUUGUCAGUACGACCAUCAUUGUGGUGUAUUUCACGGUCAUCAUCCAGGGGCUGACGAUCAAACCUUUGGUCAAGUGGCUGAAAGUAAAGAGGAGUCAGCAGAAGGAGCCUUCACUCAAUGAGAAAUUUCAGGAAAGAGCAUUUGAUCACAUUAUGUCUGCAGUAGAGGAUAUCUCAGGGCAAACUGGACACAACUAUCUUCGAGACAAGUGGACUAACUUUGAUAGAAAGUACCUGAGUAAAGUAAUGAUAAGGAAAUCUACACAGAUCAGCCAGGAUAAUAUCCUCAGCGUUUUCCAAAGGCUGAAUUUGAAGGAUGCCAUCAGCUACGUGCCUGAGGGAGAACGGCAGGGGUCCUUGGCUUUUAUUCGUUCAAUCAAUGAUGUUAACAUUGACUUCAGCAGCCCUCGUUACUCUAGCUUAGAUUCAUCCGUCUCUGGAGUGUUGCAUGAAAAUACCAGUGAGGUGUGUCUGGACAUGCAAACGAUUGAGAAUAGAGUGAAGAGCCUAAAGGGUCAAGAGGAAAUAGUCACUCACCACAUGUUGCAGCAACAUCUGUACAAACCCAGGCAACGGUACAAGCUCAAUUACAGCCGCCAUAAGCUGGUAAGCAACGAAGACGAGAAACAAGAUAAAGAGAUUUUCCAACAGACCAUGAAAAAGAGACUGGAAAAUUUAAAAGCUGCCAAGUUUGGAGCCAAUCACAACAUCACAUUUAGGAACGUGAAGAAAGAAAAAGCAGCUAAAAAGAAACACAGUGAUGCAGUGCCAAAUCGAAAGCUCCCGACACACUCUCUUCCUUUCCACGUGGAUAAAGAAACUGAGGUAGAGGACCAUUAUGAUCCAUCAGAUGGAGGAAUUAGUUUCCUAAUUACCCCUGGAAGCAAUGAAUCGGAAGAAACAAGAACUGGUAACUCUAAAGCAAUCCCAAGUCCCCCUCCAUUGCCCAGCCCUUCCACCUUGGACGCGAAACAACUUUCCAGGGAAGAGGACCAGGUAAGUCAAGAUGAUCUUAGUUCUGAGAGACCCUCGAGGAUCUUCCCGUCUUAUCUCCAGAAGGCUUGGGUCCAAAGCUAUUCUUCACUGGAAAAUGUAGAAUCCCAAGUGUCCACCAUUUCAGAAGUUGUGGCGGCACAAGAAGAAAGCUCCGCUGAAGUCAAUUCAAAAUCAACUGUUGACAAUACCAGUGAAGCAAAGCUUAAUGAAGAAGACCAUCCCACUCGGCUUGACAGCGAAGCACUCGACGUGAAAGUACAAUGUGCCGAAACACUGAAUGAAGAGCUGGAGGACAACAGUCCAAAAGACCCUGGGGUGCAAGAGCAGAAGCCAUUGAUCAUUAAGGACAGUAAGAUGCACUCUGCAGCAGCCAAGCGUGUGCAGAAUCGACGAUCUUUUCACCGGCCCAAGCCUUUGCGUUAUCCAGUUCUCCAGAAACUUGGGUCUCUGCCAGUCUCUUGUCACAUUCCUCCUCAUGCCUUGGAACAAGAAGAAACACAGUUUUAA
Messenger RNA from Carcharodon carcharias (great white shark), 2859 nucleotides. Its product is annotated as sodium/hydrogen exchanger 3-like. The record is from RefSeq and is a predicted model, not a curated record. Bases 1 to 2859 code for a protein of 952 amino acids. NCBI's taxonomy places the organism in Eukaryota, Metazoa, Chordata, Chondrichthyes, Lamniformes, Lamnidae. The transcript has 16 exons. Gene Ontology annotation, biological process: sodium ion transport; regulation of pH; proton transmembrane transport. Gene Ontology annotation, cellular component: apical plasma membrane; brush border membrane. Gene Ontology annotation, molecular function: sodium:proton antiporter activity.